Messenger RNA from Culicoides brevitarsis, 1647 nucleotides. Its product is annotated as mucin-2-like. Lineage: Eukaryota; Metazoa; Arthropoda; Insecta; Diptera; Ceratopogonidae. The transcript has a single exon. The record is from RefSeq and is a predicted model, not a curated record. The coding region runs from base 1 to 1647 and encodes 548 amino acids.
AUGCCUUCAAGUUCAACGGAAGUGACGACAACUGAAGAAAUUUCGACGACGAGUGAAGGAACGACUUCAACGACUACGGAAGAGAUUUCAACAACUUCAGAAGAACCUUCAACAACUUCAGAAGAACCUUCGACAACUUCAGAAGAACCUUCAACAACUUCAGAAGAACCUUCAACGACUUCAGAAGAACCUUCAACAACUUCAGAAGAACCUUCAACGACUUCAGAAGAACCUUCAACAACUUCAGAAGAACCUUCAACAACUUCAGAAGAACCUUCAACGACUUCAGAAGAACCUUCAACAACUUCAGAAGAACCUUCAACGACUUCAGAAGAACCUUCAACGACUUCAGAAGAACCUUCAACGACUUCAGAAGAACCUUCAACAACUUCAGAAGAACCUUCAACGACUUCAGAAGAACCUUCAACGACUUCAGAAGAACCUUCAACAACUUCAGAAGAACCUUCAACGACUUCAGAAGAACCUUCAACGACUUCAGAAGAACCUUCAACAACUUCAGAAGAACCUUCAACAACUUCAGAAGAGCCUUCAACGACUUCAGAAGAACCUUCAACGACUUCAGAAGAACCUUCAACGACUUCAGAAGAACCUUCAACAACUUCAGAAGAACCUUCAACAACUUCAGAAGAUCCUUCAACGACUUCAGAAGAACCUUCAACAACUUCAGAAGAUCCUUCAACAACUUCAGAAGAACCUUCAACGACUUCAGAAGAACCUUCAACGACUUCAGAAGAACCUUCAACGACUUCAGAAGAACCUUCAACAACUUCAGAAGAACCUUCAACGACUUCAGAAGAACCUUCAACAACUUCAGAAGAUCCUUCAACGACUUCAGAAGAACCUUCAACAACUUCAGAAGAUCCUUCGACAACUUCAGAAGAGCCUUCAACAACUUCUGACGAUCCUACUGAAGAUCCUUCAACUACAAAUUUACCAACAACAGAAGAAGAAACAACUGAAAUCACUUCAACAACUGAAGAAUCAACCGAAACAUCCAUCGAAACGACAAUUUCAGAAGAACCAACUACCGAAUCAACUGAAACAACCACUCCAGAGGAACCUUCAACAUCUUCAACUACUGAAAUUUCCACAACUGAAGAACUUCCUGAAACUUCAACUGAAUUAACAACCGAAAUUUCAUCCUCUGAAGAACCAACUACUGAAAUUUCAUCUUCAGAAUCAACCACAGAAGACUUGUCAACUACAGAAAUCACUUCAACUGAAGAGAUUUCAACUGAAGAAACGACUUCAACUGAAUUAACAACGGAAAUGACAACUACUGAAAGUCCUUCUCCUCAACCAACGACGGAAGAAACUGAAAUUUCAACUGAAACAACGUCAACUAUGACAAGUUCGGCUGAAAUUUCAACAGAAAUCACUUCAAGUACAUUAAAAUCAACAACUGUGACAUCCAGCAUGUCCCGAAGUUCAACUUCAACAACUUCAAAAAGCACAUCGACAACUGAAAAUGAUGAAACAACGUCAGAAAUUGUUCCAACAACUGAUUCACCUGAAUCUUCUGGCAUGUCAGCUCUCGAAAUCACAACUUACACAAUUUUGGCCGUCUCUGUUACAGCAAAUUUAAUUUAUAUUGGCUUAACAAUUUUUAAAUGUUGCGUCAAAUAA